Messenger RNA from Contarinia nasturtii (swede midge), 1579 nucleotides. RefSeq names its product sodium-coupled monocarboxylate transporter 1-like. The transcript has 10 exons. Bases 14 to 1579 code for a protein of 521 amino acids. Gene Ontology annotation, biological process: sodium ion transport; transmembrane transport. NCBI's taxonomy places the organism in Eukaryota, Metazoa, Arthropoda, Insecta, Diptera, Cecidomyiidae. Gene Ontology annotation, molecular function: symporter activity. Gene Ontology annotation, cellular component: membrane. The record is from RefSeq and is a predicted model, not a curated record.
UGUUCAAAUCAAAAUGAGCAUUACCGAAAUUCGAACAACAACAUUGAGUGCACUUGACACAACGGCAGACGUACUUGCAUUCGAAACACCAUCAUCGCCAUCGUGCACAACAAAUUGCAAUUAUCUAACCUCAACCUCAACCUCGACCGCAUCACAUAAUUUGAUAAAUGCACCGAACCAAGCGAACCAUUUCGUUUUACACUUCAGUUGGUUCGAUUAUGGAUUCUUUUUGGGGUUGCUCGGACUAUCCACAUUGAUCGGCAUUUACUAUGGAUUUUUCUCAAAACAUAAGCAAAACAAUCCAAAUGAAUAUAUAUUGGGUGGGCGAACGAUGAAAAUUUUACCCGUUGCAACAUCAUUGAUUGCUACCCAUAUAUCUGGUCAAACACUGGUCGGAUUACCCACUGAAAUCUACUCAAAUGGAACACAGUACGUGGUUUUUGUGAUUGUUGCCACACAGUUGGGCUUGUCUUUAACAUACGUCUUUUUGCCAUUGUAUCACAAUCUCGGUGUGACAUCGAGUUUUGAAUAUUUGGAACGACGAUUCGAUCGACGCAUUCGACUACUUGCCAGUUUUGUCUAUACCACAAAAUACAUUCUCUUCAUUCCACUCGUUAUCUACGUACCAGCGCUUGCAUUUAGUCAAGUGAGCGGAUUGAAUUUACACUAUGUUACGCCGGCCAUUUGUGCGAUAUGCGUUUUUCAUACGACCAUUGGUGGGCUCAGAGCCGUUGUGUGGACGGAUUUUAUGGUGAUGCUGGCGGCAAUCAUAAUAAUUAUUCUAUUGGGCACAAACAACGUUGGCGGUUUUGCAAAUGUGUGGUCAGCUGCCGAACGUGGCGGUCGCUUGAUUAUGUUCAACAUGGAUCUCAGUCCAUUUGUACGAACAUCAUUCUGGACACUUUUAUUCCAUUUAAACAUAAAUUUUGCAUCGCAUGCAUGCGUUGGUCAAACAACUGUUCAACGAUUUUUAUCCCUACCCGAUCUAAAAGCAGCCAAAAGAUCAGUCAUAUACUUUGUGAUUGGCAUAACUUUGCUAAACUUUGGCUUAAAUGCUGGCAAUUCUCGGAUUACUUAUAUAGUGCCGUACUAUAUCGUUCAAAUCGGACAAGAGAUACCGGGUUUGGCCGGUCUUUUUGUAGCUGGCAUUUUUGCAGCCGGCAUUUUUGCAGCCGCCUUAUCAACAAUGUCAUCGGCCAUAAACACAUUGGCCGGAACUAUUUAUACGGAUAUUUUUAAAGAUUGUUUUGGCGCUCAAACGGAAAAAGAAGCGAGUACCACAAUGAAAUGGAUAUCAAUCGGGCUGGGUGUUUUAAUGACGCUUCUGGUAUUUCUGGUGGAAAAAAUGGGCAGCGUUUUUCAAAUUGGCACAACAAUUGGCGUCAUAUUUGUCGGAACGUUUUUCGCAAUGUUCGUUCUGGGUAUGACAAGUCGAUCGGCCAAUUCAAAGGGUUUAGUGGUUGGCGUUGUUGUGUAUUUUAUAUUGUUGCUGGUGAUGAUGAUCGGUGCACAAAUGAAUAAUAUCGCAAAAGAACCAACGCUACCCGUUCAAAUUGAUGGAUGCCCAAAUAAUUUGUAA